AUGGAGGAGCUGCCUACCCUGUUGCUGGGAAACCUGAAGGAAAAACUCCGUGAAAGCGAAGAGGCAUUAUUGGAAAGGACACAACUUGUGGAUGUGUUGGAGAAAAAGCUUGAUGGGAAGAAUCAGGAGCUAGCGUUGCUGGACAACCUCAAGGAAAAACUCAGUGAAAGCGAAGAGGCAUUAUUAGAAAGGACACAACUUGUGGAUGUGUUGGAGAAAAAGCUUGAUGGGAAGAAUCAGGAGCUAGCGGAGUUAGUUGAAGAUUUGAGCGUCAUUGAGAUGGAAAAUGAAGAACUCAAGGACAAGCUUCUGGCUGAAAAACACGGAAUGAGAACCAAGGUCCGAAAUAUGACGGAAAAGCAUGAGGCAGAUUUUAAAAAACUCAACAGAAAACACAGGACUCAGCUUCGUAAAAUCCAUGAGAAACAUGCUGAAGAAACAUCACUGAAAGAUCAGUGCUGUGUACAACUUAACAAAGAUCUGCAACUUUUACCAUCUCAUGCCUGUGCACCUCUUGCAGAACAGGCAACUUGUUCUUUAAAUGAUUACACCAAACAGAAGAUUGGGGAACUGGAAGAACAAGUGAGGCUUAUGACGCAAGAGGCUGAAAAAUCAGAGGCCAGGUUCAUUACAAUGGAAGCUCAGUCCAAAUUGAAAAUCAAGAAGAUUGAAGAGGAGCUGGACAAUGUACAGGAGCUGCUGGAGCUCAAAGAUAUAGCCGUUGACUUGGAAGAGGAGAACGAACAGUUACACCUGAAAGUGAACUGGCUACAACACGUCGAGGCACAAAAUGAGGAUCUUCAAGCAAAAUUGGAAGAAUAUGAAGAGCAACACCAGAACAUGCAAGCAGAUUUAGAACAAGCUACCAAGGGACAAACUUCCCAGAUUGGGAGAAUUUGUGAUGCAUUUAAUUCCUCCAUGUACAAUCUUAAUUCCAAGUGUGUGCAUUCUGCACAGAUUCAACAGUCUCAAAUUAAGGCCGUUUCGAUGAUCAGGGAGUUUAUUCUGCAGAAGAUCUAUUCAUUUCGCAAACCCAUGACCAACUUCCAGGUUCCUCAGAACGCACUGUUGAAAUACAGGUUUUUCUACCAGUUCUUGCUGGCAAACGAGCGUCAGGUGGUGAAGGAGAUCCGGGAUGAAUACGUGGACUCCGUCAGCAAGAUCUACCUGUCCUAAUUCAAGUCCUACAGCAACCGGCUGAUGAAAGUGCAGUAUGAAGAGGUCGCUGACAAGGAUGAUCUGAUGGGAGUGGAGGACACGGCCAAGAAAGGCUUCUUCCUCAAGCCGUCGCUGAAGAACAGGAACAUCAUCUUCACCCUGGGUAACCGUGGAAACGUGAUUGCCUCGUCGGAACUGGAAGCCCCCAUCAUCGUGCCCCACGCAGCACAGAAGAACGACACUCGGUACCCCUUUGAGAGCCUGUUUCGGAGCCAGCACUACGGCCUUCUAGACAACAGCUGUCGUGAAUACCUCUUCCUCUGUGACUUCUUCAUCGUGACCGGAAGCUCCGCUCAAGAUCUCUUCAACACCAUCAAGGGCAAAACCCUCAGCAUUGUCUUGAAACACAUGGACAUCUAUGUUGCCGAUUGCUACGACAGUAUCGCCGUUUUCCUGUCCAUCCACAUCAUCCUCCGCUUCUAG
Messenger RNA from Amblyraja radiata (thorny skate), 1641 nucleotides. RefSeq names its product vacuolar protein sorting-associated protein 52 homolog. Gene Ontology annotation, cellular component: GARP complex. Lineage: Eukaryota; Metazoa; Chordata; Chondrichthyes; Rajiformes; Rajidae. The transcript has 15 exons. The record is from RefSeq and is a predicted model, not a curated record. Gene Ontology annotation, biological process: lysosomal transport; Golgi to vacuole transport; endocytic recycling. Gene Ontology annotation, molecular function: syntaxin binding.